GAACGCCUGCUCGGGGACCUUGUCUGUCACCAUUGAUGGCCCCUCCAAGGUGCAGCUGGACUGUCGGGAGUGUCCUGAGGGCCACGUGGUCACUUACACUCCCAUGGCCCCUGGCAACUACCUCAUUGCCAUCAAGUACGGUGGCCCCCAGCACAUCGUGGGCAGCCCCUUCAAGGCCAAGGUCACUGGUCCGAGGCUGUCCGGAGGCCACAGCCUUCACGAAACAUCCACGGUUCUGGUGGAGACUGUGACCAAGUCCUCCUCAAGCCGGGGCUCCGGCUACAGCUCCAUCCCCAAGUUCUCCUUGGAUGCCAGCAAGGUGGUGACUCGGGGCCCUGGGCUGUCCCAGGCCUUCGUGGGCCAGAAGAACUCCUUCACCGUGGACUGCAGCAAAGCAGGCACCAACAUGAUGAUGGUGGGCGUGCACGGCCCCAAGACCCCCUGUGAGGAGGUGUACGUGAAGCACAUGGGGAACCGGGUGUACAAUGUCACCUACACUGUCAAGGAGAAAGGGGACUACAUCCUCAUCGUCAAGUGGGGUGACGAAAGUGUCCCUGGAAGCCCCUUCAAAGUCAAGGUCCCUUGAGUCCCAAAAGUGCCUCCCCAGCCUCAGCCCCCACCUCCAGCCAAACACAUUUUACACACACACACACACACAAAUGUGCCACACCCAGACACAUGCACAGAAUCAGACACUACAAACACCUGCCU
Messenger RNA from Pongo pygmaeus (Bornean orangutan), 711 nucleotides. RefSeq names its product filamin-C-like. The record is from RefSeq and is a predicted model, not a curated record. Bases 104 to 586 code for a protein of 160 amino acids. The transcript is spliced from 3 exons. Gene Ontology annotation, molecular function: actin filament binding. Gene Ontology annotation, biological process: actin cytoskeleton organization. NCBI's taxonomy places the organism in Eukaryota, Metazoa, Chordata, Mammalia, Primates, Hominidae.